AUGGAGCUCGGCCUCGCCUCUUCCCGCGGCACAUUGCUCCCUGCCGCCGCUCCGCCGCUCGCAGCCCCGCGGUCCUCGCCGUCGCUUCAGAUCCAGAAUCACGUUUACUCGAUGCCAACUCUUCGUCACAAGGCUCAUACCACAGUAGCAUGUCAAGCUUCUCCAGCGACCAAAUACAUGGAGACACCUGAGGUAGUUGACUUGGACUGGGAGAACCUCGGCUUUGGCCUUGUCAAUACCGACUUUAUGUACAUGGCAAAAUGCGGCCCUGAUGGAAACUUUUCCAAAGGAGAGAUGAUGCCGUUUGGACCUAUAGCACUGAGCCCUUCUGCUGGAGUCUUAAAUUAUGGACAGGGGUUGUUUGAGGGCCUAAAAGCAUAUAGGAAGACUGAUGGGUCUGUCCUGUUAUUUCGUCCAAAGGAGAAUGCCAUAAGGAUGAUAAAUGGUUCAGAUAGGAUGUGCAUGCCUGCACCAACUGUUGAGCAAUUCGUGGAUGCGGUCAAACUAACCGUUCUGGCAAAUAAAAGAUGGGUCCCUCCUACUGGUAAAGGUUCUCUGUAUAUUAGACCGCUACUUAUCGGAAGUGGGGCUAUUCUUGGUCUUGCACCUGCUCCUGAGUACACUUUCAUUAUUUAUGUAUCCCCUGUUGGGAACUACUUCAAGGAAGGUUUAGCUCCUAUUAAUUUGAUUAUCGAAGAUAACUUCCACCGUGCUGCCCCCGGUGGAACUGGAGGAGUGAAAACCAUUGGAAACUAUGCGUCGGUGUUGAAGGCGCAGAGAACUGCGAAGGAGAAAGGAUAUUCUGAUGUCCUCUAUUUGGAUGCCGUCCACAACAAAUAUCUGGAAGAAGUUUCUUCAUGCAAUAUUUUUGUUGUGAAAGGCAAAACUAUUUCUACUCCAGCAAUAGAAGGAACGAUACUGCCUGGUAUAACAAGGAAAAGUAUUAUAGAAGUUGCUGAGAGCAAAGGCUACAAGGUGGAGGAACGCCCUGUGUCAGUAGAUGAAUUACUUGUUGCUGAUGAAGUAUUCUGCACGGGAACAGCGGUCGUGGUUUCUCCUGUGGGGAGCAUCACGUAUCUCGGGAAAAGGGUAGAGUACAAGGGCAACCAAGGAGUUGGUGCGGUGUCGCAGCAGCUGUAUACCUCGCUGACGAGCCUCCAGAUGGGUCUUGCAGAAGAUCGGAUGGGCUGGACCGUGCAACUGAAUUAGUAUUCGCAUGACCGAUCUUCAGUCUGACAGAUUUCCAGAACACGGCAAUUCUUUCGUUCACUGUCCGCGAAGAGAAAUGUAAACGUAACUGCUCAGCUAGUCAUAGAAUUGCUGGACACGGGAAUUCAGUUCCUCUGUCCUCUCAGCUUUUUUCACAAUAAUAAAUUUCACAUGGUUGUAAACUA
This is a messenger RNA of Lolium rigidum, 1394 nucleotides long. RefSeq names its product branched-chain amino acid aminotransferase 2, chloroplastic-like. Gene Ontology annotation, cellular component: chloroplast. The coding region runs from base 1 to 1209 and encodes 402 amino acids. The transcript has 10 exons. Gene Ontology annotation, biological process: branched-chain amino acid metabolic process. Lineage: Eukaryota; Viridiplantae; Streptophyta; Magnoliopsida; Poales; Poaceae. The record is from RefSeq and is a predicted model, not a curated record. Gene Ontology annotation, molecular function: branched-chain-amino-acid:2-oxoglutarate transaminase activity.